Marchantia polymorpha subsp. ruderalis is the source of this 1537-nucleotide messenger RNA. Lineage: Eukaryota; Viridiplantae; Streptophyta; Marchantiopsida; Marchantiales; Marchantiaceae. The record is from the annotation of a GenBank genome assembly.
ACGAAUCAAAGCUUCGCGUCUCGUUCCUUCGCGGUUCCCCGCUCUUUCGAUCGUGGCAUUGGUAGAGUAGGGACGACACUUCGCCUGUUUGCCAAGGCACAUUCCUCAGCCCGCAUGAAUCCCGCACCCGCACUCUGCUUGGUGUUCGUAGAUUCCCAAUUGAUGUAGUCUGGGGGUUGACGGGUUUUGUCAUUUCGGACGAGUCCGCUCUGCCCGCGUUUCAGUUUCUGGAUACUCUGAGGUCUCUGGGCGUGAGUCGGUUUUGUCCUCGUACAGCUAUUGGAGUCUAAUCAGAACACAACAGCCACCAGAUCUAUUGUACUGAUCUUCGGAGGUUUUUUUUCGUGGGGAAAGCUCGAAAGGAGAAAUGGGAGGGGGUAGCCAGGAGAAGCUCUUGGACCAGAUCUUUCAGUUGAAGUACACGGCAAAGAGCUUGGUACGGCAGGCGAAGAAAUGUGAGAAAGAAGAAAAAGCCGAGAAGCUGAAGGUGAAGAAAGCAAUCGAGAAAGGGAAUAUGGAUGGCGCUCGUAUCUACGCUCAAAAUGCGAUUCGAAAGCACAAUGAACAACUGAAUUAUCUGCGACUGUCGUCUCGACUGGACGCGGUUGUGGCUCGGCUUGGAACGCAGAGUAAAAUGCAAACGAUCAGCAAGUCGAUGGGAAGUAUUGUGAAAGCUUUGGAUAGCGCACUGGCAGUUGGCAAUAUGCAGAAGAUUUCUCAGACCAUGGACCAAUUUGAGAAGACCUUCGUGAACAUGGAGGUCCAGUCAGAGUUUGUGGAGACCGCUAUGGCUGGAAGUACCAGUCUCUCGACGCCUGAGGACGAGGUCAAUUCUCUCAUGACGCAGGUCGCCGAUGAUUAUGGACUGGAGGUUUCUGUUGGUCUACCACAGGCAGCUUCGCACUCCGUCCCUUUCAAGGACACAGCUUCGGUUGCUUCAGAGGAUGAUUUGAGUCGCAGAUUGGCUGAGCUAAAGAGCAGGGGCUGAGGAAACUCGAAGAUGCUUUAGGAACUGUCCUCUUUGCAGAAACCUCCACGUGAAACUUUCUAUCAUCCAAAUAUACCCUCCUUAUCCUGGUAUAGGUGAGCCAACUUGGUCAAGGUUAUUACGUCCAUAGUUACUGGCCUAGCCUCUGGGUGCAAUCAUAAGACAGCGCGGGUUUGUGAUUCAAAUUUCUGUAUUGUCUUCGUGUACAUACUAGUGCCACAUUUUCCACGCGAAAGGAGUUCUGGUGCGACCUUUAGACGAAGCUGCCACUUUCUAGAAAAUCCUUGGGGACUCCUGCUUGCUCGAAGUAGGGCGAAUGUGUGAUCAUAAGUGUCGUGCUUCUCAUCUUGUAAUUUCUCGAUAUUGUAGAGCAGGGAUAGUCAUCACCACUCUCUGUUAGUUUAUAACGGAAAGUUAUAUAAUAGUUAAGCUUUUGGAUAAAUUGUACUCCUUUUGGUCAUUAUUUCCUAGGCCUUCCUCCUUCUAGCGGACUGUGCUGUGUAAGUAUUAUUCUGUUAAAUUGUGCUGAGGAACUCGAUUGAAAAUUGU